Molecule: messenger RNA, 471 nt
Organism: Rhizophagus irregularis DAOM 181602=DAOM 197198
Lineage: Eukaryota; Fungi; Glomeromycota; Glomeromycetes; Glomerales; Glomeraceae
Source: RefSeq, a predicted model, not a curated record
AGAUUAUAUAUAUUAUAUAAAAUUAUUUCUGGACUUAAUAGAAUUCAUAAAAAAAAUCUUAUUCAUUAUGAUUUUCAUGAUGGUAAUAUUUUAUUACAUAAAUAUGAAAAAAAUGAGUAUGAUGAAGUUUAUAUUUCUGAUUUAGGAUUAUGUAGACCCGAAAAAUCUUUAAGAAAAAAUAAUGUUUAUGGUGUUAUACCAUUUAUGGCACCUGAAGUUUUAUUAAGUCAAUCUUAUACUUUAUCUAGUGAUAUUUAUAGUUUUUCUAUGAUUAUGUGGGAAUUUACAUCUGGCGUUCCACCAUUUAAUAAUAGAGCUCAUGAUCUUCAACUUUGUUUAAGUAUUUGUAAAGAUGAACGUCCUGAAAUUAUUGAGAAUACUCCACAAUGUUAUAUAGAUUUGAUGAAAAAAUGUUGGAAUAAGGAUCCAUUAAAAAGGCCAUCUUCAUUAGAAAUUUUAAAUAUUAUUAAA